Molecule: messenger RNA, 3267 nt
Organism: Puntigrus tetrazona (Sumatra barb)
Lineage: Eukaryota; Metazoa; Chordata; Actinopteri; Cypriniformes; Cyprinidae
Product: platelet glycoprotein Ib alpha chain
Exons: 3
Coding region: 207-2153 (648 amino acids)
Molecular function (GO): protein binding
Source: RefSeq, a predicted model, not a curated record
CAUCUAGUCCUCGCUGGAAAACACAGUAAUAAUAAGUGAGGCGCUGCAGGAAACGUGUCUGUGAUGUGCUCUUAUAAGGAGAGUGUGUGUGGUUUGUGUCUGAGUCUGAGGAAGAGAGAUAGAUCCAGCCGAGCUUCACACACACUCCUGCAGCUCCACAGACAGCAGCUCUCAGGAUUCACAGAAGUUCAAAAGAACCGAACAUCAUGCCACGCUUCUUCCUCCUCUUCCUCCUCUUCCUCCUCUUCACGGAGACGAGCAGCAUCUGUCAGAGCGGCAGGAACAAGGACCAUCGGCCCCAGGUCAACUGCACGGGUCAGGGACUGACCGCUGUCCCCGACGGCAUCCCCACGGACACACAGGUCCUGCUUCUGACCGAAAACCUCCUCACUUCUCUGUCCUGGUCCAUGUAUUCUGGAUUCACAGAGCUGCACGAGCUGGACCUGAGCCACAAUCUCAUCAGCACCCUGGAGCCGCCGGGUCCAGUGCUGGAGAAGCUGAGCGUCUUGCGUCUGUCUGGUAACCGGUUGACUGGUUUGGGAGGACAGGUGUUCCGCUGCGCUCCCAGUCUGGAGAAGAUCUACUUAGACAGGAACCAGCUCCGCUCCCUUCACGACGGUACCUUCAGCGAGCUGCCGCGUCUGGAGAUCAUUGACCUGUCUCAGAACCAGCUGCCCGCUCUGCCCUCGCGUCUCCUGGAGCGCGUCUCCUCAGAAGUCCUCACCACCUUCGACCUGGAGAACAACAGCGUCUCAAUGAUGCCCAACGACUUCUUCUCGUCCAAACCCGAUCUGCCUUACGUUUACCUGACCCACAAUCCCUGGCUCUGCAGCUGCUCCGUCUCUUACCUCUACAGCUUCCUGCUCGACCAGGAAGACAACGUCUACAUGCACAACGGGUCCAACGCCAUCGAAUUUGGUGCAAACUCUGUGCUGUGUUCUGGACCAGCUCACCUGCUCAGACGACCCAUUAUUAAGCUGGAUGAGAGCGACUUCUGUCCACCGGAUCCUCCGACCACAGGAGACCAGGAUUUCACAAGCACUCCUGCUCGUCCGGAUUUCAAAACACAACCUGAGUCCACUUCUGAACGCCCAGAUAUCCGGUCCCCUUCUUCACCUCCAGAUCCUGAACCCACAUCCUUAUCUCGGCCCCUUGCCGAUCUUCCAACAGUCUCGGUUAAACCAGUUUCCGUCACUCAAGCGCCGACCGCUCCGUAUCACUCCACUGUAGACACCCAGCUGCUCGAUUCCACCAAAUCCUGGACCUCCUUUGAAACGUAUUGGGUCACCUGGACCUGGACCAGGGUCUGGUAUCAAUCCUGGACGGAGUAUUUAACCUUGACUCCAACGGCCAAUCCGUUUCGUCCCUCUGAAGGCACCACAGAACCAAGCACCUGGAAGACCGCCACGUCCCGACCCGCAACCACCUCGGAGUCAUCAUCCACCGCUGCAGUCACAACCAGAUCCCAACGACAAGAGACCGAUCCAGCGGCUUUCAACACCGGGGCAGGGGCUCGGGAAGCGUCCGGACGCCUGCUGCCCUGGUGCUGGUGGCUGUUCGCCGGUUUCCUGUUCCUGUGCCUACUUUCUGCUCUCACUUCCUGUUUCCUGUUCCUCUGGCUCCUCAGAAGCUACCUCGUGGUGUACCGGCGGCUCAAGCGGCACGCCUCGUCCUCUCGGGUCACCCUGCGGGCGUACAGGCGCUCCCCGGACACCCUGGGACCGGAGAACGAGGCCGAGAGCGCCAGCUUCUUACCUCCGGAGCAGAUCCGAGCGGACCGAGCCGUCUUCAGGAGCGUCCUCUUCAUCUCCAGAGACGAGCAGCCGCCGGAGGAGAGCCAAGACGUCUCUUCUGUAGCCGAGCCGGCGAGAGAUAAGCAGAGAGUCUUCAGGAAGACGCUGCACAGAGCGAUUAGCGCCGGAGAGGAAGCAGCCGGCUGGACGGAGGAAGAGGAGACCGCCAGAUACAGCCUGGUCCUGACGGAGGAGAGAGGUCUUCAGAUGGGGAGGAGCUGGCUGGUGGGAGAGUGGCAGAUGGCCGGUGGGGGCGUGGCCUGUGAGAGGCUCUGCUCUCUGAUUGGCCAGUCCUCCGAGAGAACCACUGAUGGACAGGGUUUGGUCUCUUCCAUCAGUCCCACGCUUCAAAGCCAAUAAAGCUCUUCUCAACUGGAAACAAUGGCGUGGUUACUUGUUAGUAGUGGUCUGUUCGGUUAGGGUUAGUAGAUUAAGUUGUUUGACAUGGAGACACUAAGUGACUUUUACUCCAUCAAAACAAAGCAUUUAUUUUAAAGUCGCUAGAAGUUAUCCUGACUCUUUCAGUUUGAUUCAGCAGAUCAGACGGUAUUUUUUACUAUAGAAUUAAUCUAUAAAUAUAAUAAGUUUAUAAUUCACUGCAGCGUGCUCCAUGUUUAUACUACAGUACAAACGGUUCCUGUUUUCCUCUUUUGUACUGAUUUUAAUGAACAUCCAGAAUAUUUCUCUCACUGAAGAAACGCUGAUGUUUGGCUUGCUUUAGAAAACUCCUAAAGUCUUGCUGGUUUUGUGUCGAAGUGAGAAAAGAAUUGAUGUAAAGGGUCAGAUGUGUUCAAUGAUCCUCAGUUUAUUCAGACGCUGAAGAGUCCUGGAAGAGUCACACAAGUAUUAGUGAGUGGGAAAAACUGAUGAAGAGCUCAACUGGACCUUCAAAAUAAAGUGUAACCAAUAGAAUUGGAAAACACGAAAAUAAUAUAGAAGACAUGACUUAAUGAGUUUACCAGCUUCAAGCCAUUGAUCAAUUGCUUUAAAUACAUAAAACUCUUAUUAAGCUGAUAACUAAAUCACCGGGGCUUAUAUAUGUGUGUGAGUCACGUUCAUAUUUCAACUGGGUUUUAUGAAUAUCAUGCUUCAACAUUUUAAAAAAAUUUUAUGAGAUUCAUGUAAAUUCUCCCUCAUUUUCACACAAUUCUUGGUCAAAAUAAAUGUUAACGGUGCAACUUUCAUAAAACUCAACUUCAGCUGUAAAGCAGCUCCAUGAAGAAGAAGUCGUUAUUCAGAUCAAUCCACAAACAUUACAGUGUUUUUCAUUCGCUUCUGCUCCCCUCAGGUUAACAUCUAGAUGUCUGGAGCACAGAAGCAGUCUUCAGCUCAGCUGCAUUUGCAGAAAUAUAAUAAUCAACAUGACGUGUUUCUCUUUUAUCAAAAAUCAUUAGGAUAUUAAACAAAGAUCAGGUUCCAUGAAGAUACUUUCUACCGUAAAUCUCUCAAAACUUCAUUUCUCAUUGGUAAUAUU